Messenger RNA from Abrus precatorius (Indian licorice), 3999 nucleotides. Its product is annotated as DNA annealing helicase and endonuclease ZRANB3. Gene Ontology annotation, cellular component: nuclear replication fork. Gene Ontology annotation, molecular function: endonuclease activity; nucleic acid binding; zinc ion binding. Bases 9 to 3503 code for a protein of 1164 amino acids. The record is from RefSeq and is a predicted model, not a curated record. The transcript has 23 exons. Gene Ontology annotation, biological process: DNA repair; replication fork processing. NCBI's taxonomy places the organism in Eukaryota, Viridiplantae, Streptophyta, Magnoliopsida, Fabales, Fabaceae.
AACGGACUAUGGAAAUGACGGAGGAACAGCGAAAACGAGCGGAAGCAAACCGUGCAGCGGCCAUCGCAAAACGAAAGUUAUUCCUCGAAUCGCAAAAAAGCAACAACAACCCAUGGCAGCUUUUCAGGUGCCAGAAAUUAUCCCAACACCAACCCCUCUCUGAACCACACAAGUUCCUCGCAAGACUCGAAAUAUGCUCCCCUGAUUCCUUCUCCAUCACUCCUCUCCCCCUCCCAGCCUUCCCCUUCCCCGGUCACCGCCAUUGCCUCACCGCACUUAACUCCAUUCUCUCUCACCUCAUGCCCUCUCAUUUCACGCAAACAAGCGAGGGUCUCAAGGCCUCUGUGUACAAGCUCCACCACUACUGUGCGGUGCUCAAGCACUUGAAAGGUGCGGUGGAGACACUGCAAGUCGAGGAGAUUCCGUGGGCCACGUUCAACGUCGUCGAGCGUCUCUCCCAUUCCUUUGCGGCGGGGAUGUGGACGCCGCUGCGCCCCGAACAUUUGACCGAUGAAGAGGUGGAUCGGUUGAUCGCCAAGCUGCCGAGGUCUCUCUUGCACGUGUUGCUCCCUUUUCAGCUCGAUGGCUUGAGGUUUGCCUUGCGAAGAGGCGCGCGCUGCCUCAUUGCCGAUGACAUGGGACUCGGGAAAACCCUUCAGGCUAUUGCUAUUGCAGGAUGUUUCUUGGAUGAAGGGUCUGUACUUGUUGUUUGCCCUGCUGUGUUGCGCUUCUCAUGGGCCGAGGAAUUGGAGCGUUGGCUUCCUUUCUGCUUGCCUGCUGAUAUUCAUCUCGUUUUUGGCCAUCAAGACAACCCUAUAUAUUUAACAAGAAGCCCCAGAGUUGUGGUUAUUUCUUAUACCAUGCUUCAUCGUCUAAGGAAGAACAUGCUUGAACGUGAAUGGGCUCUCCUGAUUGUAGACGAAUCUCAUCAUGUGCGAUGUACGAAGAAAACCUCAGAACCAGGAGAGAUAAAGGCUGUUCUUGAUGUGGCUUCAAGAGUCAAGCGUAUAAUCCUGCUAUCAGGCACACCUUUGUCAAGACCGUACGACAUAUAUAAUCAGAUAAAUAUGCUAUGGCCUGGUUUGCUGGGAAAGACUAAAUAUGAGUUUGCAAAAACAUAUUGUGAUUUCAAAUAUAUCAAAGGCGUACAAGGAAAAUAUUUUGCGGAUUAUUCAAGGGGCAUUCGCUUGGAAGAGUUGAACGUGUUACUAAAGCAAACUGUUAUGAUAAGGCGUCUGAAGGAGCAUGUGUUGCUACAGUUACCUCAGAAACGCCGGCAAAUUAUACGACUGUUGUUGAAGAGAUCAGAUAUAGUUGCUGCAAAAACCGUGGUUGGGGUAUUGAAUAUUGAUGCCUGUGAAAGGGCAAGUGAAGACAUGCCUUUGGAAAACUUGGAUGAACCUGAUGGAAAGCUUUCUUAUCAAGAACUUGGAAUUGCAAAGCUUUCUGGGUUUCGUGAAUGGCUUUCUCUCCAUCCACUCAUUGCAGGAUCAGAGAAUGCUUCAAAAAUGAUAAUUUUUGCACAUCACCUCAAAGUUCUUGAUGGAAUACAGGAGUUUAUAUGUGAGAAAGGGAUAGGUUUUGUGCGAAUUGAUGGAAACACUCUUGCCAGAGAUAGGCAAUCAGCAGUAGUCUCAUUUCAAUCAUCACCAGAGGUUAAAGUUGCGAUAAUAGGUAUUCUAGCAGCAGGUUUUGGACUUGAUUUCUCAAUGGCACAAGAUGUUGUGUUCUUGGAGCUACCAAAGUGCCCAACUGUUAUGCUUCAGGCUGAGGAUAGAGCUCAUCGACGGGGGCAAACAAAUGCAGUUAAUGUAUACAUAUUCUGUGCAAAGGAUACCUUGGAUGAAUCACAUUGGAAAAAUUUGAACAAAAGUCUGCAACGAGUUUCAUCUACAACUGAUGGCAAAUAUAAUGCAAUGAAAGAGAUAGAGGUUAAAGGUAUUUCUUAUUUAAACUCAUCUUUGAAAGCUGAUAGUUGUGAAGCACAACCUGCAUGCAAAGAUGCAUUGAGUGAAGCACAAUUAGAUAAGCAACCUUCUGCUGUAAAUUCAAAUGCAUCCGAAGAAAAUCAAGAUGAUAAUUCUGAUGAGGGUAAUUUUGUAAAUAAAUCAAUUCAGAGUGCUAAUAUUAUGGCUGAUAAUGCUGCCUGUGAAGAUUUAGGCAAGGCUUCAGUUCUGGGUGGAACUUAUGAUGUAGAUGUUUUUGAUGCCAAUGAGAGAUGUUCCGAAAAGAGUUUUGAAGACAAAAAUCAAUUGCAGGAUAUGAAAUCAAUUUCAACAACACAAACAGAUCACAACCAGCCUGUUCAUCCGGUUGAAACUGACAGACAGUGUUCUAAUCAAGUUGAUUCUCUGCGAUUUGAGGUGAGCCCAUACACUGGACGGAUCCACUUGUAUACUUGCAUUCUGGGGACAGAUAAAAGACCACAGCCACUUUAUGAAAAUUUUCGACCAGAGGAACUUGAGUUGUUAAGUUUUGUUGAUGGAGAGAAACAGAAAGUAGAGUUUAUAUCUCUCAAGGAUGACCCUGCCUAUAGGCAUGCACUUCUGGCUUUUGCAGAGGAGUGGAAGAAUUUGAGGUCAAUUGAACGCAGGAAGUUACUUGGAAAACCUUUACAACUUCCUUUGGCUGUUGAAUUAUGCUACUUGAGUGAAAGCAAUAACCACAACAACAAAGGAUUAUUAAAUGGUGGAAGUCGAAGACGCAUGACACCCUUGAUGGAGAUUAGCCAUCCUUUACCAUCAGAUGCUGUUUGGAAGAAGGUUUAUCUGCGAAGUGGCCUCGGUAAGAAGGAAAAAGAAUACACUCAAGGCUGGAGUCUUACAGAUGAGCCACUCUGUAAGCUUUGUCAAAAGCAAUGCCUGGGUACCAAUGCCAAGACACCUGAAUUUUUUGAAGAUCUUUUUUGUAAUCUUGUCUGCUAUGAAGAGUAUCGUAUGAGAACUAGUAACAGAUUCGUCCGUCAGGAACUUUUCCAAAUUGAACAUGGUGUGUGCACAAAUUGCCACUUGGACUGUCAUAAGCUUGUUGAGCAUAUAAGACCUUUGUCAUUGGAAAGGCGGCGGGAGUACAUAGAUAAAGUAGCACCACAAAUUGCAAAUCGAAAGAACAUGCUUGAGAAGCUUGUCAAUGAUCCGACUGAAGGCAAUGCAUGGCAUGCUGAUCAUAUUGUUCCAGUAUAUCAAGGCGGAGGUGAAUGCAAGCUGGAGAAUAUGAGGACACUUUGUGUAGCAUGCCAUUAUGAUGUUACUGCCGCACAAUGUGCUGAGCGGCGUAUAACAAGAGCAAAUGCCAGGAAACAACUAAAAGUGUUAAUGAAUAACAUGAAAAAUGGUAUAAAGGGUAUAGCUGGCACUAAUAUCAAGGACCAUAGCCUUCCCGAGGAACAAGGAAGUGUACUUGAGGAUGAGCUUUUAGUCAAGGUUCCUGGAAGUGCCUAUUCCCUGGCUGACAGCCUGACAGCUAAGAAAGUGGAGAUGCCGCCUGGAAGGGGUUGUAAAUAAUUUCCACCGUCAACCAAGUUUGUUUUGUUAUAAAAGAAGAAAGCAAUGUAAAGUUUUGUAGCCGCAGGGUGGGAAAUUGCACUUAGUGCAGUUGAUUUCCAACUAUACUUUCGCAGUCACAAUGGAAGAGGAAGAUUAGUCCAUGGCAAGGAAGGAGCGCUUUGUUUCCAUCCUUAUUUUAUUGCUAAAAGUAUUGUUCAUUAUUUGACUGCGCAGCCUACCGAUUUGGUUCUGAGGAAAUUCUUUUGAACAGGUUUUUGUGGCGUCAUGUCUAGUUGAAAAGGAAGCAAAAGUCAACAUGUAUACUAGAAAAAAUCCCUUAAGCCUAAGGUUAAGAUGAUCUUAGCAGUGUAGUGACACAAUUUCGGAUCAUCCAUUUGUAACACACCAUCAAUCAUUGAUUGCCCCAACCAAUUAUAUUUUAGCCAUUGUUUUGUAUAUUAUGUAAAGGGUGAUCUAUGGCUUGAUUUCACUACAUGACCAACUCAUUCUUUUU